Molecule: messenger RNA, 520 nt
Organism: Cylicostephanus goldi
Lineage: Eukaryota; Metazoa; Nematoda; Chromadorea; Rhabditida; Strongylidae
Source: the annotation of a GenBank genome assembly
UGAGUUGGCUUAUUCGUACCGUUCAUUUCCUUAGGUAAGUUUCGCUAGCGACGUAGGAUGCUGCGACGAAGAUCCGCGGGUGUUCCUCAGGCGUCAGGUAUUGAGUAGGAAUUUCGAAAAUUCAAAACUGUUUGCUGAAAAAUUUGCAGUUGCAGAGGGCACUACGGUAGAGGAUCGACGAACUGCGUCUACGAGUAAGCUUCGUGAUAUUUUCAAAAAUGGGGGUUCAACUUUGGACGAAGCUCUGGACGACUUUGAAAUUGCAACGAAGUUAACCCAGAAGAACGCUGCUAUUCAACGUCGUGGAGCUGACCGGUUCUAUCAAUGGGCUCAUGAUGGUGGAAAUGCAGCGAUUGAUGAUAUUGCCGGAAGAAUACGAGAUCUUAUGCAUCUGCACGCCGAUCAGCAAACAAUUUUGGCUGAGGAAGUCGCCACUUACGUCCAUGUAGGGCAACUACUAUUUUUUGCUAAACUAAGGAUAAUUAUCCAAGUGAAAUUAACAAAGAUUGGGAAUUUCUGA